AUGUUUCCUGAUGCUGCAGCUAGAAAUAGUGACUAUUCUGAGUUCCCUGUUAAAUUAGCUAGCAUUAAUAGCACACCAUUCAUUAGAAAUAUAUUAGGUUCUGAGAUUGAGAACUAUAAUGGUAAAUUACCUUUAAUUACCUCUCCAAUUGAAAUUGAG
Messenger RNA from Racocetra fulgida, 159 nucleotides. NCBI's taxonomy places the organism in Eukaryota, Fungi, Glomeromycota, Glomeromycetes, Diversisporales, Gigasporaceae. The record is from the annotation of a GenBank genome assembly.